Messenger RNA from Brassica rapa (field mustard), 2229 nucleotides. RefSeq lists its product as uncharacterized. The record is from RefSeq and is a predicted model, not a curated record. NCBI's taxonomy places the organism in Eukaryota, Viridiplantae, Streptophyta, Magnoliopsida, Brassicales, Brassicaceae.
CCUUGUAUUAUUCAAAGGGACUACUAUGUUUCUUUUGUAUUUUGGUAUGGCUUUGUAUCCCUUUUUCUUUCAUAAUGGCAAUAUUUGACUUCCAUAAAAUUGUAUAUAUAUGAAAGCACUUUUGAAGAGUCUUAAGACAUAGAAGAAAUAAAGAAAUCAACAAGAGAAACGAUGGUGAAAACCUAUACUCUAAAAAUCAUUUAUUUGUUCAUGUUUGCAUUACUGAUUGCGAGAUUAAUUCCAUCAAAAGCUCAACCUCCAUAUUGUACUAUGGAAAGACGUGAUACUGAGUAUUUUAAUUGCGUUGAUUCUCUCAAGUUGGGUACACCAUGGGUUCCUCCUUCCAAAGAUUGCUGCAAAUAUAUACAAAUCGAUAAUAUGGCUUGCUUCUGCAAAGGCGCCAAUAGGUUAUUUUCAGCACUUUUUGACCAAAAUAAGCUUUUCAAAAUCUCUCAUGCAUGCGGAGAUCUCUUAGUUCCGGGAUCAUAUUGCGGAAUUUUCAAGGUUCCAGGUGGUGUGUGAGAAAAGAUGGAUGUGCAUGUCAUAUUUUGUUUCUUUUCUUUAUAUAUCUCAAAUUUUAAAUUAUAUAUAUGACUAUAUCAUAUGGUUAAAACUUAAAAUUUAAAUAAGAUGGCUUUAUGUCGAUAAUUGAUACACCAAUCCCCUAUACAUUAUUUACCAAGUGAUUUUGACACAUGCUAUCACCACAUUAAUUUUAUAUUUUAUAAGCAAAAUGAUGACAUACUAAUAAAGAUGACAUGGCUUGGAUUAAUUGUGACACGAACAUUUACAUUUACUGUUGUUUUAUAAUUUUGGUAAAUUUUUAGAAUAAGGUAAUAACUUAUAAAUCAUCAUUAAUAUAACAAUAAAUAGUAAAGUUAGAAAUAUAGUAAUAUAUAAUAAUUUUCGAAAAUAUUAUUUAAUAUUAUUUUAUAAUUUUAUUACCAAAACAAAUCUUAAAAAUUUAUGCAUUUCAAAAAAUAAUAAUUUCUAGUCAUAUUAUUAUUAUUUCUUUUUAAUACUUACAAAUUUUAGAAAUAUUAUUUAAUUUUAUGUUUUGUUAAUUAUACAUAACUAAACUUUCCCUUAAUUUUAUAGAAUUUUAUUUAAUAUAUAUUAACCAAAAUAAAUACAUAAUAAUAUUUCAAAUAUAUAUAUAUAUAUUAUUAAAUAUAAAUGUAAAUAAAAUAUUAAUUUUAUAUUAAUUUUUAUAUAGAAUUAAAUUAUUGUAUGAAAAUAAUAAAACUAAAAAAUUAACAGAAAUUUAUUAAUAAAUAUAAUUUUAAAACUUUAUUUCUGCACAUGUUGCAGGAAAAUCACCUAGUGAAACUUUAUAUGCUCAAGCGAAAUGAUUGCAAUAUGGUUAAAAACUUAAAAUGAAUGAAAGCUUUUUUUGGUUUAAAAAAUGAAUGAAAGUUUUGUAUGUGAUAUAUACUAUUUAUAUUACAGGAAAUGUUUGCAAUAUGGUAAAAGCGAGAAAAACACUCCACAGAAGUUGAGAAAUGCACACCCUUAUUUCUCAAUGAUUUAACAUGAAACACCGAAUGUAUUUUGGCAUGCUUUCCGGUUCCACGCAAUAAGAGUUUAAACUGUCCGUUCGUGAAAUUAACAUCCUGCCAAGAACAUUUCAGAAAAACAGCUUGCAAAGAAAAUGGUAUAUAAAUAUUACUCCCUCUGUUUCAAAAUACAUAAAGUUUUAAGAUUAUGCACAACUAUUAAGAAACUUGUUUUUUAUUUUAAAAAUAUCAUUAAAUUAUAAAUUAAAAGUUAUUCAACCAAUCACAAAACAGACUACAAAAUAUUAUUGACUACACAGUUUUUGAUAAAGUGAAAAAGUACAUUGAUAUAUAAAAACAUUAUCUAUUUUGAAACAUCAAAAACUCCCUAAAACAUCAUCUAUUUUGAAACGGAGGGAGUAAUACUUUGAAUCAAAACAUUAGAAUGACUUUUUUGUUAAAUUUUAGAUAUAAUAAGAAACUUUUCAUUUUUUUUUGUUUUUAAUAUUAGAAAAAGCUCAUAUAAGAAAAUAAAAUAAAAUAUUAAUAAUAACUAGCGAAAGUAAUUUUAAUAAAUUCAGAAAAAUCUAUAAUUAAAUAUAGUAGUAUUAAAUAUUUAAAUUUCUCAGUUUUUGUUGAAAAUCAAUAUUAAACGCCAGCAAUCACUCGAUAAAAACAGAAAACUAGUACACAUCAAAUAAGCUCAACCGAGAUUGACCAAAACCGGACUAAA